UCUUAAAAAGUCUUCCCACCAAAAAGCAAAAGGCAUCGUCGCCUCGUUCCUUUAGAUUUUCGUAUCAUUCCAAAAUCCAGACCCAUUUUGCAGUUGCAUCGACCUGAAAUCUCUGCUCUUCUGUGAACUAUCAGAAAUGGAGGCUCAUGAGUUUGAACUCUAUCACGACUCUGUCAUUUGAACUGCAACUCACUAAAGCUGCAUUGGAGCUCCUUACAUUUCUCACUCAAAAGCAGUACUUAGUAGUUUUCUGUGAUUCAAUUUGGAGCAUCCCUCCUGCUUUUAUUGGCUAUCACUCAGUUUUCUCGUAAAUCAUUGAAUUACAAGAUUAUGGAGAUUACUGGCAAGAAAGUCUCUGUUCUGUCUUCCAACUAAUUUUCUCCUUUAAUAUUCUUUACAACGGUGACAUCAAAAUCAGUUAUAGUCAAGGGAAGAUAUAAAAUGUUGGACUUACUGAAACCAAUGGAGCCACCAAUGAAACGAAGAGCUGGUCUACGGAUUGUACAGGCAGGACGAGGAUCAUAUCGGGGGAGUUAGUAAUUCUUUUGGUUUAGCUGGUUGGCCUUUUUAACUUGUACUGGGUAUUUAUUUCUUUUCAUAACAUAUUAAUCCAUGGGGAUGAGUUUCUUGGGAUCAUUUCUCCAAAGUCUUUGCAGUAAUUCUCCUUGGAAUUAUGCUGUGUUUUGGAAGCUUAAGCAUCAACAUGAAAUGGUUUUGGAAUGGGAAGAUGGUUUCUUUGACAAUCUGGGGCUGAGAGAUCCCAUGGUGGGUCCAGAUGCUCUCUAUUUUGAAAAGUCAUAUAAGAUAUUGUCCGCUCCCGGUGAAUAUUCAGUUGGACUUGCAGUAGCAGAAAUGUCAAGUGCUUUUCAUGUAAUGGGAAAAGGGGUUGUUGGAGAAGCUGCUUUUACAGGAAACACUCGCUGGAUUUAUGCAGACAACAUAGCACCUGAUGUGUUCAAUUCCGUUUUAGCCCCUGAGUAUCCAGAUGAAUGGCUGCUUCAAUUUGCUGCUGGCAUAAAAACAAUAUUGCUUUUGCCUGUAAUUCCGCACGGGGUUCUACAGCUUGGAUCUAUAGAAAUGGUAGCUGAAGAUCCAGCUUUAGUUGCUCACGUCAAAGUUAAGUUUGAGACCCAUGGGAAACCUGAUGGAUGUGACUGGAGAUAUUCAUUUCAGCAGUUUCCCCCUAUGUCUCCUUUCAUGGAAAUUUUAGAUGAACCAUCAACCAUUACCGUGGAGAAAGCAUUGAAGGGUAAUAGUGCCAUUCAUGCUGUCAGGGCAGAAGAUUGCGACAUGUUUGAUCAUCAGAUGACACUAGUUCCCAUGGUCCAAGAUUUUUGCAACACAUCUGUGCAGGAGGAGGCAGACACUCUUGAAAAUGUGAUUGAAAGUGAAUUUAGGCACCAAUCUUUGGGUAUGAUUCAUGUAGCUGAACCAUGUGAGCUGCGAUGUGAAGAUAACAAAUCCUUCAUAACUGAAAAUGAGAUUUUAAAAUGUUUUCAUCAUGAAGAAAUAUUAAGGGCUGGCCCUUAUUGUGACGACUUUGAAAGGAAAAUGUACGGGAAUUUCAUGAAUGAAUUGAUGGAUUUUAACUUUGAGGAAGGUGCAACUGAUCCAACUCUUGUAGGCAUUGACUUCAAUGGCACCAUUUGUGAGAAUGGAAGUGACUAUUUCAGCUUUCCUGUGGACUGUGAACUGUACAAAGCACUUGGAAUGGCUGUAGAGGAUGACAUUUACCAACAUACCUAUGGCACAUCCAUAGGUCAUGAUGUAGCUUGCCGCUCAGUUGGUGAUAGAGAGCCCUCCUAUGGUAUGUCAGGAGUGGAGUCUGUUGGAAUUCUUAUGAAAGAAGUGGAUGUGGAACACCUCUUAGAAGCUGUUGUUGCUAAUGCAUCCAGCAGUCUUGAUGAUGAUUCAUCUAACAAAUCUGAUGUUACUUCGGUGGGUAUGUCCUUGAGAAAAGAUUUGGCGUCCUCAAGAAAACAUGAUCAAACCAAACACUGUGUGCCAGCGGAAGAAGAUAAAAUUCAGUGGGACUUCUUGACAUCCAAAUUUAUCACUGAGGGAAUAGAUACUGCAGCAUCCUCAGUUGAAAGCAAGAUUUGUGCAUUAUCUGAUAAGAAGCAACAUAGAAAAGGAUAUGGUUCCCUGAACUCCGGGAGAUUGUCAAGACUAUCAACUACCAACAAGAGAAAGGCCCACACAGGGGAUAAUCAAAGGUCUAGACCACGGGAUAGACAGUUGAUUCAAGACCGGAUCAAGGAGCUACGGGAGCUUGUCCCAAGCACUGAAAAGUGUAGCAUUGAUGGACUCCUUGAUAAGACCAUAAAGCACAUGCUCUUUUUAAGAAAUGUUACCAAUCAGGCCAAUAAAUUGAGACACCAAGUUCUUGAAGAGGAAGCUGAUGAAAAGGCGACGAGAACAGCUGAAGUCAACUACGGCCAUCAGAACGGGAAAAGCUGGGCUAUAGAAUUGGGAACUGACCAACAGUUUUGCCCCAUAGUUGUGAAAGAUCUCGAACACUCUGGACACAUGCUCAUAGAGAUGCUGUGUCCUGACCAUGGUCGCUUUCUGGAAAUUGCUGAUGCGAUUCAUCGUCUGCAAUUAACUAUCCUCCAAGGUGUGAUGGAAAGAAGCUCUGAUAAUUCAUGGGCCCGCUUCAUUGUUGAGACGUCAGGAAGCUUCCAUCGCCUGGAUAUAUUUUGGCCACUGAUGCAACUGUUGCAACAAAGUCGGCUGCCUGUCUCAAUCAAGACUUAAGCCUUUCAGUUCUGAUUGUAGGAUUCUGCUGUAUAGUCAUAUGCAGUGUUGGUAUGAUAUUGGGAUCAAUAUUGUUAGUUUGAGCUGUAACAUAAUCAUUUAGAAUGUGUUGGAAACAAGAAACCCAGCUGAUAUUACCAUGGGAAGACAAAUGUCUGUACGCUAGACGAGCAAUGUUGCAUUCUGGAAAAACCUCUUUCAUGUGAGCCAAUUCUUUUACAAGGUGGUUGUGUACAGAGAGGUCAGUGUCGUCGUAUUUGACGACAGGCGACUUUUUCAAAGAUUUAAUGGAUUUGAGUAAUCCAUUUAGAUA
Molecule: messenger RNA, 3070 nt
Organism: Sesamum indicum (sesame)
Lineage: Eukaryota; Viridiplantae; Streptophyta; Magnoliopsida; Lamiales; Pedaliaceae
Product: transcription factor LHW
Biological process (GO): regulation of DNA-templated transcription
Molecular function (GO): protein dimerization activity; DNA-binding transcription factor activity
Source: RefSeq, a predicted model, not a curated record